This is a messenger RNA of Nematostella vectensis (starlet sea anemone), 14133 nucleotides long. Its product is annotated as titin-like. Bases 119 to 13177 code for a protein of 4352 amino acids. The record is from RefSeq and is a predicted model, not a curated record. NCBI's taxonomy places the organism in Eukaryota, Metazoa, Cnidaria, Anthozoa, Actiniaria, Edwardsiidae. The transcript is spliced from 14 exons. Gene Ontology annotation, cellular component: extracellular region.
GAGUGUGCGUGCGGCUCAUUGAAAUUCACCCGGUGUCGCUGGCUCGGUGAUACUGCCAACGCUCGCAAGCCGACCGAGCGUAAGGGAAAUCUAAGCGCCGCUUCCAUGUCGUACGAACAUGGAAAAAAACGAUCUACAUCUUUUCCGUGUUGAGUGCUUAGCAGCGCAUAACUUUUACCGAGCCUUGCACGGUACCACACCUCUAGUAUGGUCGAGCAAACUUGCGGAUGGCGCGCAAACAUGGGCCGAGAAACUCGCCGCGUCCGACUCCUUAACGUACAGUCAUGAACGAGGCAUCGCGGAAAACAUUGCUUGUCUAUGGGGCUCGGAAUUGACAGGAAAUAAAGUGGUACAAAUAUGGUACGAAGAGGAGAAGUUGUACAAUUAUUCGGAUCCGAAGAUUACUCCCGAGACUCGCCCAUUUUGUCAAGUUGUCUGGGCUGGUACUCGCGAGCUUGGAGUAGGAAAAUCAAACACGAAAAAUGGGAAACAGGUUGUCGUCGCUAGAUACUCCCCACCUCUUGCUAAGCACGAAGCAGCGAAGAAUAUUCGGGUGCCGAAGCUAAACCAAGCGGACGGAUCACCAUUGACUGAAAUUCUCAUCAAUCGGGAAACCCUUGGUCUUCGAAAAUUCCAAGAAGAAUGUUUGUUCUCUCACAACAUGUACCGUUCGCGCCACGGUGCCCCUUUUCUCCGUUGGUCUCCCCCGCUUGCUUGGGCCGCGCAGCAGUGGGCCGAGGAGCUAGUGCGCAUGGGCGAGCUCAAGCACAAUGACGAUGAGAUGGUGGGUGAGAAUUUGGCGGGAAUGGUGGGAGACGAGCUGACGGGCAUGGAGGCGACGUGUAUGUGGUACGAAGAGGUGGAGGACUAUGACUUUAGUAACCCUGGGUACAGUGAAGACACCUCCAACUUCACACAGGUUAUUUGGGUCGGUAGCGAGCUACUUGGAGUAGGACGCGCCACGCUCGGUGACCUAUGUGUCGUGGUAGCUUUCUAUGAGCCGCCUGGGAACAUGGAGGAUUUCUUCCAAAAGAAUGUGCUAAGGGAGGGGACCCGAGUGAAGGAACUGAAAACCCGGCGAGAAGCCAAGCUAUUCAUCCCGCCCUCUCCAGGCUUAGACACUUUCCGUCUCGAGUGCCUGGUUGCGCAUAACUAUUACCGUGCACGUCAUGGCGUGCCUCCGCUAGUGACGUCACACGUGCUUAGCGAGGAAGCGCAGUACUGGGCCGAGCGGCUGCUGGUGACCGGGACAACUGAGGAUUUGCAUAACUCGCGGAUUGGCAUCAAUGUAGCAACAGUGGACCGUGGCCACGUCAGUGGAGUAAAGGUUUCGGAUACCUGGUACAAUGAGGUAUUCACGUACGAUUUCGAGGCGCCCGGGUUCAGCCCAAGCACUCGCAGCUUCACGCAGCUUGUGUGGCUCAGCAGUAAGAAGUUAGGCGUCGGCAAGGCGACUAAUCUGCAGGGGCAGUCGGUAGUGGUAGCUAGGUAUGAACCUGUCGGAAAUAUAGACGGGCUGUUCGUGCCGAACGUCAAACGCCGAGGGCACGAACGAAACAGCUGUGAGCCUGCGGUGUUUGAAUGCAACGUGCGGUAUCGCAUCAAAGUGGGUGGCCGCAGGAGCCUGCGUAUGAGCUGGGAAAGCGAAGUGACCCAAAUACUGCAGAUCCCCGAGAAAGAGCCGAAGGAAGAUGGUACCAGGCGCGGGCUAAUAUCGGAGCAUGCUCUACUGCCAGCUUACUGUACACCACCCGACACAUUGCCCUUCACCAGGCUUGUGUGGAUCGAGAGCCCAGUCCUACCGCGCAAAGAGGUACAGUCCCUUGCGGCCAUCUCGGACGAGGAGGACAAGGAGUCUGGGGUCGAGGAGGGCGAGGAGGAAGAGAUAGAGCCAGAAAUACACUUCACGGUGGUGCACGUCUCACCUCCCCCACCGGAAGUAGAAUUGCAUGUAGAACAAGUGAUCGUCUUCUGUGAACCCGCGCAACUUACAACACCUGAUGUGCGCAGGCCCCUAUCCCUCGACUCCGAAGGUACAGAGCCAGAGCAGCACGAAGGACACGUCUUAUCUAAGGUAGCAUUUUUCGAGCAACAAGCCCAAAGCAAACCGCAAGUAAAAACCACGCGCGUAUCUGUGGAGAGUAAGACCAAGGUGGAGAUUGUAGAGAAGGCCACGCAACCCGCUGAGCCGGAUUGGAAGCCUGCUGAACCGGAUCUGAAACACGAACCAGAUCACAAGCCGGUUGAACCGGAUCAUACAGCAGAUGAGCCAGGAUGUCAAUUGGAGUUUGAUGAUGUGUUCCCUGAGCAUGAUGAGGAGACUUUCCCUUCUGAGGAGGAGGAGGAGGAAGAAGAUGAGGUUAGCUUGGAGACCGUCUCGGAAGCGGAAGAAGGUCUACUUGACGAGGCCGAUGAGUACGCGAUGGACCACCAUGUCACCGCUUACACCUACGAGCAAGAUUACUUAGCUGAGCAACAUGAAAGAAAGACUAUCGAAAUUAUGGAAGCGAAGGCUACGGAUAUUUGCGUUCCUCAGACCAUCGACAGAAAUUCUAUGGUUCAGGAAUAUUUGGACAAUAUUAAGGAAGUAGAGCUAGUUCCAAUGGAAAGAGAUACUCCUGAUGAAAUACGUAUCGAGGGAGAUGUUGAUAUAGAUACGGGUGAAAAUGUAUACCUAAAACAUGUGGAGGGUAAAGAACAUCUAGGGCAUCCCUGUGACGAGGAGGAACUUCUUGAAACUAGAAAUGUACGGGAGGAUAAGGAACUUGAUGAUAAUGAAAUGGUGCAAUAUCUAGAAAAAACUGAUGUUAUUACGGAUACUGUGCGUGAUGAAAUAGCUAUUCAAGAAAUGCAUGAGACUAGGGAUGUUAUUAAAUUGGAGGGGGACUCGAAAUCUGAGAAAAGACAACCUCUAAUGGAAGAGGAAGUGGCAACCGUUCGACCUCAAUUGGAAGAGGAUGUUGAAAAAGUCAAAAAAGAGCAACCUCAACCGGAAGAGGAAUUCAAAACAGAGCAACCUCAACCGGAAGAGAAAUUCAAAACAGAGCAACCUCAACCGAAAGAGGAAGUCAAAAUAGAGCAACCUCAACCGGAAGAGGAGUUCAAAAUAGAGCAACCUCAACCGAAAGAGGAAGUCAAAAUAGAGCAACCACAACCGGAAGAGGAAUUCAAAAUAGAGCAACCUCAACCAAAAGAGGUGGUCAAAAUAGAGCAACCUCAGCCGGAAGAGGAAGUCAGAAUAGAGCAACCUCAACCGAAAGAGGAAGUCAAAAUAGAGCAACCUCAGCCGAAAGAGGAAGUCAGAAUAGAACAACCUCAACCGGAGGAGGAAGUCAAAAUAGAGCAACCUCAGCCGAAAGAGGAAGUCAGAAUAGAGCAACCUCAACCGGAAGAGGAAGUCAGAAUAGAGCAACCUCAACUGGAAGAGGUGACGCAUACAGAGCAUCUUCGACCGGAAAAGGAACCGGUUCUUGAGGAGUGGUCUGAUGAAGAAUUAGAAACUAUAACUGUUUUAGAAAUUAAUAGAGACAAAAAGGUUUCACAUAUUAUGAAAAGACUUACUAAGCAAUUACAACUUGUUCCAGUUGACGAAAAGCCUAAAAGUAAACCAAGUGAAAUUUCUGCUUUUACGGAAUCCGAGGAAAAGUUAUUAACUCUGCUAUAUGCUCCACCUGAACGGCAAAGAUCGACGCGUAGUGAACCCCUAGCUUGCGAAGAAGAAAUUCAAGCAACGGUGAAACCGACAGUUGAGACUGAGUUAAGCUGGGACGAAAUGUUUGAAAGGCUUGACAGACCGCUGCAAUGGGAGAAAGUAGAUGACACAGAGGCUCCAGAUACCAAAGGCGAUAAAGAGCUGCCCAAGGUUCAAGAUGACGUUCUUGUACUACAUGAGUCUGUGAAUGCCGAGGUGCACAAAAUAGUGGAACAUGAUAAAUCAGAGAUAUACAUGGAUACAGCUAUGGAAGCAGAGGAGGAACCAAUGGGAGAGAGAGUGAUGGAAAGCGAAGAAAGGAGAUAUAAGAAAGGUCAAGACGAAGCAGAAGAUGAACUUAAGGAAGAAAGAGGAUUGGUAAGCAAGGAAGAGGAGUCUAAAGUUCACGAAGAGAGCCCUACAGAAGCAGAAGAAGAAGAGGAGGAGGUUGCUGAGGAUAAUCAUAGUACUGAUGACGAAUGCGGGGAGUACAACGUUCUCCAGGAAUCUGAGGAAAGCCCUGACAAGCUUGAAGAGAGUGAAGAGGAGCGGUCAAGUGGCUCAGACGGGGAGCGCGGUUCAUAUACUGUUAAUCAAGUCGAUGGGGAAGAAGAGGAGGAAGAAGAAGAGGAGGAGGAAGAAGACAGUUAUGAGGAUGAAUACACAGAAAUUCUCCAGCGCCGUAGAGUAGUCAGCUUCAAUGAGGAAGUGACUGUGCAGGAGGCUUUCUACCCCGAGCCUUAUGAAGUAUGCGAGGAAGGCUCUGACGAGUGCGAGGAAGAACUAACACAGGAAUUCGAGGAGCCGGGUGAAGCAACAGUGAAGGACUUGCAACCAGAAUCAGCAGGAAGUCCUCUUUGCUUUGCACAUGAGGCAGAUAACGGCGCUGUUCAGGAUACAUGUGAACCUGUGGACGAGAUUACUGAACAUGGCAGAGCAGAGAGCAUCGAUGAAGUGACGCCAGCGACAUACGAACCGGAACUCAACGGAGUCAAAUCAAAAGUUCAUGUCUGCAGUGAGUUUCUAGAGUCACCAGCUGAAGAUGUAAAGACGGAUUUCGAGGCUACGAGUUUAGAAGCUGAAGUCUUUGAAGAGUAUAAACCUACUGCUAAGGAUGUAAAGGAGUCUGCUAGUUCGACGGUUCAUUUGGCUGCUGACAUUGAAAUUUCUCCAACUGAAAUGAAAGCUGAGGAAGAAGCUACCUCGUUUGACGCGUAUGACAGCUACGAGGAUCUUUCUUCGUCCGCAUCAUCAUUGCCUCUUCAGAAGCCUUCGAGCUUUAGUGUAGCCGCUGAGAUACAAGAAAUCAGCCAGGAGGGACUCGUGGAGGAUGUACAUCCAUCUCAGGUUGAUGACUUUGAAGAGCAGCAGCCUACGGUUAUUCACAGUACUACGCAAUCUACCGUUUGCGUCACAACUGAAAUGACAAACCGUGAGGUUGUUGAACAGGUAGAAGGACGACCUGCCUCCAUCGCCUUUGACGAUUUGGUCAACGUAGAAGCAGAUGAGGAGUACAAUGCGAGGGAAAUACAGGUGAAAAAUGAUUCUAGUGUGCUGCACAUAUCCCACGAAGUCUCUGAUAUCACAGCAGAUGAGACUUGUAAAGAACCCUCUGAGAAUGCUACUGAUGCUGCUGAAGACUUAAUCCAAGACGAAGUAUCUUCUGUUGUUGAACUCUCCUCUGAAGAAACCAAGUCCUUCGGUGUUUCUGAAGGGUUAGAAGAGAACGAGCAGAAAGUUGAAGUUGCUGAGGAGAGCAGGAGUGAAGCCGAAGAGGUUUCGGAUGAGGCUUUUUCAGUUGUUGAACUUCGUACAGAAGCAUCGGCAUCGCUCGGGAUUUCUGAAGAGGCAAAAGAAGCAAAAGAGGAGAUGGCAGAAAUCGAAAAAGCUAGUCAAAUUGAUCAAGCUGAAGAUUUCCCGAAUGAGGAUGAAGUCCCUGCGGUCAUUGAUCUUUUGCCUGAAAAUUCAUCCGCUUUCGGGAUUUCGGAGGAGAAAAUAGACGGCAUUCAAGAAGCGAAGGAAAGUGAAGAAAUAGUCAGUUCAGGAGAAACUGAGGAAAUUGAAGACGAAGACACUCCUGUUGUUGUUGACAUUUUGUCAGAGGACACCUCAGCACUUGGGAUCUCUGAAGAGAGAGACGAAGAGGAAAUAGAGCAACAGAAGAAAGUUGUAGUAGCAGAAGUAACAGAGGUCGAAGAAGAAGAAGAAGAGGUCCUGGCCGUCGCUCAAGUCUCUUCAGAAGACACUACAGCACUUGGAAUCUGUGAGGAAAGAAAGGAAUCCGAAGAAGUAGUUGACAUCCAGGACUCGGUUGAAUCUGAAGAAAAGGAGGUUGAAGAGGUGCCUACUGUUGCUGAGAUUCCGCCAGAGGACACCUUUGCACUUGGAAUCUCCGCGGAAAUAGAGCAAGAGACUGAGGAAACUGUAGAGGAACACGAAGAAGUUGUCGAGUCGGAAGAAGUUGAGGAAGAAGAGGCACCUGCUGUUGUUGUAGCUCUUUCAGAAGAAGCCUCGGCACUGGGAAUCUCCGAAGAAAUAGAGAAAGAGACUGAGGAAACAGUAGAGCAACAUGAAGAAGUUGUCGAGUCGGAAGCAGGUGAGAAAGUUGAGGAAGAAGAGGUACCAGCUGUUGUUGUAGCUCUUUCAGAAGAAGCCUCGGCACUGGGAAUCUCCGAAGAAAUAGAGAAAGAGACUGAGGAAACAGUAGAGGAACAUGAAGAAGAUUUCGAGUCAGAAGAAGGUGAGGAAGUUGAGGAAGAAGAAGCACCUGCUGUUGUUGUAGCUCUUUCAGAAAAAGCCUCGGUACUGGGAAUCUCCGAAGAAAGAGAGGAGACUGAAGAAACAGUAGAGGAACAUGAAGAAGUUGUGGAGUCGGAAGAAGGUAAGAAAGUUGAGGAAGAAGGGGUACCUACCGUUGCUGGAGCUCCGUCAGAAGAAGCCUCGGCACUUGGAAUCUCAGAGGAAAGAGAACAAGAGACCGAAGAACUCGAAGAGCACAAGGAAGUAGUUGAAUCUGAAGAAACUGAAAUGGCCGAGGAGGAAGAGGUUCCUGCUUUUGCUGAUAUUCCGUCAGAGGACACUGCAACACUUGGAAUCACAGAAGAACGUGAAGUGAAGAGUGACGAAGUAGCUGAAUGUGAAGAAGUAUUCGAGUCUGAAAAGACUGAGUCAUUUAACAACGAGGAUACCUUUGCAGUCACAAACACUCCAGAACCUUUGCCUCAGCCGGUGCACAUCACCGAAGAGACGAGAAUCACUACUCACGAGUCGAAGAAACACGAUGAGGACUUUGAGCAAGAAAAGUCUGUAACCGUGAUCGAACAUACAGCUAUAACUGAAACAGCAUAUUUAAAGCCGAUUUGUGUCGCGGACGCAGAGAGAGAAGAUUCUUUGUUUAUUGAAGAUAAAACCGACAGAAUUCCGAUUGAAGAAACCAGAGAAAUAGACGAGGAGGUCGCAAGUGCAAGUGAAAAAGACGAGGGGGUAUAUACUACUACCUUCAUUGGAGGCAUGGACGUGGAGGACAGUGAGUAUGCAGUAAAGGAAGAACAGGAAAUUUAUAAGUUAGAGCAUGUAGAAGAUACCCAAGACGAAGCAUUUAAAACCACUCAUGAACGCGAACAGGUUGAACCCUCUCUCAUAAUCAUUGCAGCGGAAGACACAAAAGAACACGAGCCAGCGGAUUCAAGGGGAGAAGAAGAAACAUUGGAUAUAGAAGUUGCCCAUACUCUUGAAGAAGAUCAAAUGAUUGUUGUCCAAGAAACAAUUUCCGGGAGACCGUCAUCACCUUUAUGCAUUGCGUCUGAGAAACUGAGAGAGAGCGGUAAGCUGCUAGUCGAUGUGUCCACACCAGAAGGAAAUUCUGCAGCUGAAGUUGAAGAGCAUGAGCCCAUUCAACAAGUCGUGCCUCUCCAGGAACCCGCCUUAAUCAAUAUCAUAGAUGAAGAACAGUUGGAGAGUAACGAAUUAGAAGAUUCUUAUGAGAAAUUCGACAGCAUCGUUGGCUUAGAAGAAGUAGCUGAUACCCCUUUAGACGACGCCGGUGAUCAAAGGGAUUAUAUCAGCGAAGAAGAGCUAGAAGAAAAGGAAGAACUUUACCUAGAGUCGUUCGAAGCUAAAGAAGAGGAAGAGUGCAGUAGCGUGCACGUGCAAAAGAGCACUGCUGCCACCAUUUACAUCGCAGAGCGGGACGAACAUGAAAAUACUACCCAGGAUGAUCCCGAAGAGAGUUACGAUAGUGAGGCAAUAAGGGAGAUAGAGGACGAUCUCGCAGAGGCCCUUGUUGUUAAAAAAAGCUUUUCAUCCACAGUCUAUGAUGCACCAGAGGAACAGGAAGAUGAAAUCGAGGAUGAGCUUGAAGAGGAAGAUUUUAAAGAGGAGGAAAUCAAUUUAGUUGAGUUUGACGAUGAGGACCUGCUAACCACGCAUAAGAUCAUAGAAUAUCGCGCUUCUCCUUUUGAGUUAGCCGACAAAAAUGAUGCUGACAAUGAGCAAUCAUCACAUGAUGAUGAAACUGAAGACAGUCCUAGGGAGGUUCUACCCGAUUUUACUAGCCAACUAGAUGAGGAGCUAAGUGACAUUGAAGAGAAGCCUCUUGCUUGCUCGACACCUAUUCGUGAUGACUUAAGUGACGACGGUCGUCUCUUUAUCGAAGAAAAAAAAAGUCAAGCAGAAUUUGGAGAAGAUUAUGAUGCUCUUGCCAAAAUCGUUGGGCACGAGAGUUCGCCUGAUGUAUCCCACGUGUUACAGGAAUCAUCGGAGUUAAGUCAUGACGAAGGUUUCCAGCAAGUUGAGGCUGAUUUGGUUGCAACAAAAGCAGUAGCUGAUGAAUCUGGUGAUUUUGCCGAGAUGUCUUCUGAAAGUGUUGUAGAGGUAGUAAACCAUGAGGAAGAUAUUACUGAGGACCGAAAAGAUGUCGACGGCGCCUUGCAGCUGGAGGAGAGAGAACCAACGAAAGGUGAAGUUUCUGAGAAAAGAACAGAAACAUAUUCUUCUGAUGAUGGCUUCCGUACUACUACCAUUACUACUACCACAGUGAAGACGACGAGGAGGAUUAUUUCAACAACAAUGGACAAAAAAGGGCCUCUGGAUACAGACGAGCCUUCAGUCGAAUCGUCUCCAUCGCAGAGAGACGACCUAUACACCUAUGAUUCCCCUCUUAGUCCGCCGCCCGUCAUCACAGCCACCGAAUUCGUUGCAGAUGAAGAGAAAGAAGGCUCAGAUGAGGAGUACAUUCCACAUUUUGAAACUCCUCGGAUAUACUUCCAAGCUGAUAAAGAGGUGCUGGUAGAUACAUCAGUGGAGGAGCAUGCUACUCUAGAAGGCGAAGCCGAGGAUAUUGAAGAGAAACCUGUACCAGACGUUGAGCCCCCAUCUGUAUUCUCUGAAUCUUCCGAGACGUCAACAGUUCAAGAGGUUUUUGUACCGCUGCGAGAUCACAGCGAAAAAGAUCGCGAAGAGACUACUGUUAUAUCGAAGUCUACGUUAAUCCACAAAGUAAAUGUCGACGCUACUGAGGUGCGUAGCCUGGAAGAGGAUAGCGAAGAAUAUAUAGAAGAACAAGAAGAAAAAGAGUUACUUGAAAGGAAAAGGCGAGCAUCCGAGGAGGAGCUGAUGCAAGGAGAGAUUGAGGUUAAAAGUGACGAACAAGAGAUUUCAGAAUCUUCGACAGGCGAUGUUCAGUUUUACCCUAGACCUCUUAUCCACAAGAAAGCAGCUACAGUUGAGAGUGAAGAAGAACGUGUCUAUACUGAAGCGACAGAGCACUUAGUGGAAGAUGAGGCCAAGCUGGACAGCUCACUUGAGAGUCGAUCAUUUGAAGAAGAAGUCGAAGAGAUGGAGGUUGAUGAAGCCCUUUCCGAGUCGGCGUUCAGAGCGCAAAGUCCACGAGAGACAGCUAGUCCGCCUGACCUAAAGAAAGACGAAGAAGACAAGGCCGUUAUUGCGGCCAUGCCGAGUCCUAUCACUGAACCCGAAAGAAAGGUUUACAAAGAGGAAUUACCGUCUUAUGAGUCCGCACCCGACAAAAUGGACAAUGGUCAGGAGGAAAUGCUCGAUGAAAUUGAGGCUGCAACCGCGGAAAAAACUGCUGAUGCUGAUGUCUUUAAAACAAAAGAACUACCCGUAGAAGAGUUACAAGAGGAAGUAGAAGUCGAACACGUGGAUGACAAAAUACUUAGCGACCAUGAUGAUAAGACGCCGGCAUCGGAAGAUAUUGAUAACUACGACGAACAUGAAACCCACCAGAAAGAUUCUGAAGAUGAGCACUCUGAAGAUGAACCUGGAGUGAUUAUCACUGGAGUAUUUUUAGAAGAAGUUGAGGUAAAAAGAUUAUUGGAAGGAGAAAGAGAAGAUGGCCCCAGUUGUGAAGAGGUAGAUGAGGAAAAGGAUAUUAGUGAAGAAGAGCUUCUUGAGGAAGUUGAGGUACAGCGGGUAGAAGAAGGUGCUUCGCACGAUCUCGAAGAUGUCCCGGCUUUGAAAGAAAGCUAUGAAGAAGAAGUUGAGGUUAUGGCUGUUGGCUUGAAACACGAGGAAAGAGUAAAUGACGAAGAAAUAAAAGAAAAAGAUGAGAAGAUCCACCUUGAUGAGGAAAAUAUAAUCCAGGAUCUAGAAGAAACAUUCGAGGAAGAACUAGAAGUAAGUGCGGUGGAAACAAGUAAAAAUGAAGAUGAACGCCGUGGUAAACACGAUGAAGCAGAGGAGCCUGAAAGGUUCGGAGAAGAAGUAGAAAUAGUGGCAAUUCCAACGAGCCAUGACGAACAUCAUCUCGAGGAGGGUGUUGCUGACCGUGAGGCGAGCGAUUCUGACUACUACGAAGAGGAGGUAGACGUAGCUGCGGUAUCAAACAAAGAAGAGCAGCACGGCGAAGACAAAGAAGAGGACACGUUACAAGCAGAACCGGUUGGCGAUGGAGAACCUGACAACGAGCAACCUCGUGAAGGAGAGCCAGUAGAGGCAGAACAUAUCUAUGAUGACAACAAUAACAGCAACGAGGAAGUACCCAGAUAUUAUGUGGACUUCUCUCCAAGUGGUAGCUUCGAGCGGGACUCUGGAGCAAGUGAAGAAGGCGAAAGCUAUCCGGAAGUGUACCAUCAGGGGCAGCCGUUAGAAGAAGACAUGGAGGAGUUUAUCUUGGUAAAAUACGGAGAGCGUUAUGGGUCAUCUGAGGAGGAGGAAGAGGACGAAGACUUAUUAGAUCAUCGAGAAAUGUAUGUCAUUCCCGAGGAAGAUCCCGAUGAUCCGAAUCACCAUCAUCAUCACCAGCAAACUCAGCAACAUGAUGACAACGAAGAAGAAGUCCUCUACUACGAUCAAGGCUUCGAUAACCCUGCCCUUGAGGAUAUAUGCGAGGAGGAAGAAGAGGAAAAAGAUGUGGACGAAUCUGUUGAUGAUAAAGACUUUGAAGAACGGCGUCAACUCGAGGAGUACGAGAGGCUGGAAUCAUUCGUGUUGUUGGAGGAAAAACUAAGUCAAGUUGAGUCUGAUGAGAGUAUGGAAGAGCUCACAAGUGGAAGUAAUAGAUACUCCAGUGAGGGUACCUUGAAUGACGAAGAGCUUGAUGAGACAAUGACAUCCGGCGCGUUAAAAGAGGAACUCCAGGGAGAUCAGGAGAAAGAAGAUGAAUAUGUUAGUGACGACCAACAUGUUGAAGGAGAUAGCGAAGAGUCGCACGUUUGCAAGGGUACCUUAUCCAUUAUCUUGAAAGAGGACCAUCAGGUUGAACAAGGGGAAGAAAAGGAGACCGAAGAACGCCACGAAUUUGAGAAGGAAGAAGAGGUAAACCAUCGGGAGAUAGAGGAAUUUAAAAACCAAAAUGUGGGCGUUGAACCGUUUGGGACCGUUAUUACCGAGUACUCGACACACGAUACAGAGGACGGGGGAGUCAUGAGCAAGAUGGUGACAAACCAAACCAGGAUGGAAGCCUUUGAGGAUGUCCACACGAGUGAUGAUGGCACUGUUACAUCAACAUCCAGGAGGGUUGUUAAACAAAGUGUGGUGACUUCCAGAAGUGUUACCACCUCGUCCACUUUACAGGGCUUCCCUCCGGAAAUGCGAUUGGAAGAAAUGCAACCGCAGAUGAGAUUACAGCAAUAUCCAGGGGAAAUGGAAACGGUAACCUAUGAGGUAACACCGGAAGAGAGAGUGACCAGAAGGGUUGUAACUACUAAGACUUAUGCUAAUAGUACUGCAGUUCAUGAGUUCCCACCAGAAAUGAAAGUUGUUGAGCUACCACCAGAAAUUGAAGAGAUGACACCUGAGGAAACAGAAGAUGUGAAUGAAAACCGAAUCAAACCAGGCGACGAAAAAAUCCCGAGCAUGCGCACUGAGAUCAAGAGCAGGGUGACCGGAAGUGAACAUGAAGAACUGUCAGAAUUUCGGAAGCUGAAGCAUCUAAAAGGUCACGUGAGAUCCGUUGAGUCGGAGAGCGAGGGUCACUGUUCUGAAGUCAGCUCCACGACGUCAUCGGCUGAAGAUCAUUCAAGCGAAGAUCACGGCUCGGACGAACACUUGUCGGGUCUGGACGACUUUGAAAGAGAUUGUUUUCGUCAGCACAACAUCUACCGACACCAGCACAGGGCGUGCAGGCUACUGUGGUCAGCCGACCUUGCAUCGGACGCGGCAGAAUGGGCCGAGCACCUGGCCAGUACGAAUAGACUCGAGCACAGUCCUCAGAAGGAAUGCGGUGAGAACCUCGCAUGCGCAGGCGGGUAUGAUCUUCGCGGUGACAAGGCGGCCGAGAUGUGGUAUGAUGAAGUCAAAGAUUAUAACUUCGAAACCCUGGCUUACAAUGCAAAGUGCGGGCACUUCACGCAACUCGUGUGGCGAGGGACCAAAGAGAUCGGGGUCGCCAAGAGGGUCUCUGCUGACGGGACGCAAUUCGUGGUCGCGAGGUAUCACCCGCCUGGAAAUGUCCUCGGGGAGUUUAAGGAGAAUAUCAAGCGUGCGAAGGGACAAAGGGCAAGUGUGAGGAAAAGGCGGAGAUCAAGUGCGAGACGACGGUCGAGUCAGUCCUCAGAGGUGGAUGAUAUUGUGUAUCAGAGGGAGAAGUUCAAAAGCGAGUGUGUAAUAAGUCAUAACUACUACCGCUCACUGCACGACGCACCGCCCCUCAACUGGUCCCCCAUGCUGGCCGCCGAGGCCCAAAACUGGGCAGAGAAGCUGGCACGUAGCGGUUCCUUCAGGCGGAGCGGAGACAAGGACCGAGGCGAGAACCUCGCCUUCGCAUUCGGCCUGGAGCUGUCCGGCAGGGACGCAGUGGACACGUGGUACGAAGAGCUGAUCGAUUAUGACUACGAGUACCCCGGCUUCACCUCCCACACCGGGAACUUCUCCCAGUUGGUAUGGGUGGGGUCACAGGAGUUCGGGAUGGGUAAGGCGGUAGGAGAGGAUGGGUCGUGCGUCGUGGUAGGCAGGUACUAUCCUCCGGGCAACAUCGUGGGACAGUUUCAGGAAAACGUCAAGCCAAAAGGGGCAGGUUACCUUUAAAAAGCAUGUGCGUUAACAAAGCGUAGACUCAAUAAAAGAAUAUAGUGUGUAAAGCAGAUCACUUUUAGUAGACUAUGACUUCAUCGACUAAAGUACACGUGCUAAGAAAUUAUUACAUUGGUUAGUGAUGUUCCAUGCGCAUGCGCAGUGGUAAGGCGUGUGUGAGAAGAUUAUAAACCCACAAAAAAAAAUACGACAAAAGAAUUGACCUCGAUCUCGAAAUAGAGAUGUUGCCCCCUUAAAAGGUCAUUAAUGCAGUCGUAAAGUUAAUUUAUUGAGUUCUCUAAGAAAUAUACUAUGUGAAUGAACGUAACACACAAAAUAUACUUUUAAUCUUAGGAUUAGAAUAAAGUUAUGCGCUGAAUUGUUUUAUAGGCAAAAAUAUUUUAUCAUUUCAAAGAAGAAAAAUCAGGAAGUAACUGAAUGUAAAACAAUUUUUGUCAGUAAGAAUAUGUGAAAAAUAAAUAGGUAUUUUAAUUCAAUACAAAGAGAAGUGUUUUAUCUAUACUGCGAAUAAUAGUGCGCAUUAUAUAAAUAAAGCAACUUUUCUUUUAGUCAUGUGUACGCUUACAUGAAAAACGUCAAGUGUUUUAGGGAAACCUAGGACGUGCACAAUAAAACAUUAGUUAAAGAAAAAAACGCUCCAAUAUGGGAGAAAUUAUCAACAAUGCAAGAAGAUAUCUGUGAAAACCUAGGAAUAAAAUAUAUCUUAAAAUCCAUGUUGCUAAAGUAUCAUAGAUGCUGUUGUUGUUGUUGUUGUUAUUGACAUUCAUUCUUUUGUUGCUGUAGUUAGAUGGGAAUUAACUUAUUUGUACGGUGCCAUCAGAAUUUGUAAAUACGAGUUUGUCAUAAUCAUUUUAUUCCUAGUUUUUCAAAGCUGUUGCUCUCAAGCCUUGUAUGGGUUGUGUUACAUUUGAAAUGAAUUAGUGCUGAAAUUAAACACAUAUUGAAAUCGA